This is a messenger RNA of Melampsora larici-populina 98AG31, 1665 nucleotides long. RefSeq lists its product as uncharacterized. The transcript is spliced from 9 exons. NCBI's taxonomy places the organism in Eukaryota, Fungi, Basidiomycota, Pucciniomycetes, Pucciniales, Melampsoraceae. The record is from RefSeq and is a predicted model, not a curated record. Bases 1 to 1665 code for a protein of 554 amino acids.
AUGAUGGGCCUUUGGGGCACGACGAGUCCAUCUUACACACCAAGUAUGGCACCUACUCAGUCACAACCGUUCGGUAAUCUGCUGAACCCACAGCCGGGUGGGUCCCAUGCGCCUGGAGAUCAUCAAACGCCGGCCAUGUCGACGUACCUACGGGGGCUGAACAACCACGCGGAUUUGGUCUCACCUCAGAGACAAUUGUGUGUUCCAGAUGGCCCUUGCACUGGUAACCCACGCAGUUUAAUCGGCAGUGCCAGCCGGGAAACCCUGGCUUCCGUUGGAACUCGACCUCGCCCAAAGGUCAAAGCUAAGACCACUUUGGCUGCCAAAAGUUUGGCUGACCAUGUCAGCCCCACUCGUGGCCCGUCGAAGAAGCGGCAGCGUUCUCGAUCACCUACUCAAGCACCUGCCGGGGGUUCAGCAUUGACGUCUCAGCAGAGCUCACUUGCCCAUGACUCGCGUCCCGAAAGCCAGUUGGCCUCUGGGGUCCCUGCCCAGCUCAGCCGAGACCUAACUCGCCAGGAAGCUGAUUUCCUGGCGGAAUUGACGGAAUCAUUCGAUGACAAGCAUCGGCACGAGGCUGAGAUCGUGGGUGAAAACCAUCGACAUUUGGCGCGAUCAGCUGAUUCUGCCAGGGCGCAGUACUACAUAACCCAAACUGCUGACAAGGUGGAAUCCCUGGUACAUACCUUUGAAGACCAGCUUCGAGCCGUUCACGAUGAUCUCUCCACCAAGAUCAAUCUUCUUUCCGAAAACCUGCGAGAUCUCACCAAGGCCAUACAAACGGACGGCUUGGCGGUACGCCAAAGUGACGCUCCUCCUGCGGUUCCUGCUCGCAAUGCAUCCAACGGCGAACCUCCUAAAAGAAAGAAAUGGGUACUUUCAAAGGAACUGAGAGCCCUUGUCACCGCCUUGUCAGUCGAAUUGUUACCUGAGGCCAAUCUGCAGGCCUACACCGCGAUUGAGGACGGUGCAAAGAACUACCUUCCAAGGUCGCUUUUCAAUACCAUCAGGGCGACGAAGCAAGAUGCCCCCUGGUUAGCUCAACACCUUCCAGGCAAAAUCCGCGGGGUUAACGACGCCAAGGGUAUACGAAAUUACUGUACGGCAAUCAAGGAAGCCUGUAAGCACUCACGCGAGAAGUUGCACCUGUUGCUCUGGCCUUCCCAGCUCUUAACAAACAUCCAAAGUCAGAAGAGCAGAACCGUGAAGGUCGUAGCGGUUCCUACUUUACAGGCUUUGUGGUAUCGAGUGGCCAUCAAAUGCGGCAUCAUCAACGAAUCAGUGGAUCCGAAGACUGCAUGGGCAGCGGCGGCCGGACCAGCACGCAGUCGACUCACAUAUCUUCAAAGGGAGGCUGCCCGCCUGCGUAAGACUCCAUCAAACACUAAUAUUUGGUGUGAAGUGGACGCACAGCUGGACCACCUGCGCCAAAUGGAUCAAGAACAUCCUGACUUUUCGUCAUUAUUUUAUGACUAUAUAUAUCAAAAUGACCGCGAGAUAUUCGACGGUAAAAGAAGUUGGAGUGCAAUCUCCAGCGGGUAUGUACUGGAAUUAUCCACUGAUGAGGUUGUUUUGAACAGAGUGGCUGCAGGUCCUAUGGAGGAGGAGCAGGAGGAGCAAAGUGAAGUUUUGGGCGAGGAAAUGGAGGACACUGAUGACGUUUGA